This is a messenger RNA of Eucalyptus grandis, 1121 nucleotides long. RefSeq names its product transmembrane emp24 domain-containing protein p24beta2-like. The record is from RefSeq and is a predicted model, not a curated record. Gene Ontology annotation, biological process: Golgi organization; endoplasmic reticulum to Golgi vesicle-mediated transport; intracellular protein transport. Gene Ontology annotation, cellular component: endoplasmic reticulum-Golgi intermediate compartment; COPII-coated ER to Golgi transport vesicle; Golgi apparatus. NCBI's taxonomy places the organism in Eukaryota, Viridiplantae, Streptophyta, Magnoliopsida, Myrtales, Myrtaceae. The transcript is spliced from 4 exons. Bases 279 to 704 code for a protein of 141 amino acids.
CCUGUCCACCCGCCCCGAGGUCGCCACCCCUCUCACCAGCAUUCGCCGCCGUAACGCCGCCUCUCUUCGCUCCGUCGAUCGAUUCCCGAUCCCCGCUCCCCCGCCCCCUCCUCCCUUGAAAUCUUGGAGGUUCAUUUUCUGAUACGAUUUCUGGUUUUUCUUGUUUGUGCCGCCUGCAGUUGGCAAAGGCUACUGGUUGAAGCAGCAGGCGAUGUCUCCCUACGCAGGUUCGGCUCCGUUCGAUCUCUGUAGGAAGGAAGCUGCUUGUUUGCUUACUGAUGAAAGGACCUUCUGGUGAACAGAUUCAAGAUUUUCACGACAAGAUCAGUGAGAAAUUUGAGUUUGUGGCUCACCAUAAGGGUGUUCAUCGGUUCUGCUUUACUAACAAGUCUCAUUAUCAUGAAACCAUCGACUUUGAUGUACACGUUGGCCAUUUUACAUUCUAUGAUCAGCAUGCAAAGGACGAGCAUUUCAACCCCUUGUUGGAACAGAUAGGGAAGCUGGAGGAGGCUCUCUACAACAUUCAGUUUGACCAGCAUUGGCUGGAGGCUGAGACUGAACGUCAAGCAAUUGUGAACGACGCAAUGAGCAGAAGGGCAGUCCAUAAGGCUUUCUUCGAGUCAGCAGCACUUAUUUGGGCGAGUGUUCUCCAAGUUUACCUGCUCCGCCUUUUUGAGAGGAAGCUUGGUUUCUCUCGAGUUUAACAUUGAUACUGUCAGAUGGCGCUAAAGUAAUUAGAGAUUUUUGUUACCAACGCCAGUCUUCGGUUCUUUCUUUAAAUAUCCAUAGAGACAUGUGUAGACAAGGAAACUGUUUACUUUGUGAAAAGGUCAUAUGAUAGAUGACCUUGAGGUGAAAAAAACAGAAUGCGUCAGGCCGUGAAGAAAAAUUGGGCAUUCUACUAGGUUCCAUCGUUAAGUUCAUGGCAAUUACAACUUCUUCCUAACUAGAGUGAAGCUCAAAUCAAAUUGAAGCAAAGAGAAGGAAAAGAUGUGAGGAAGAGAGCUUUGUUUUAUUUUGUUGUUUGGUAAGUAGGACAGCCAUAGCUCCACAGUUUUGGAAUUGCAUUUACUGGGAUUGGAACCUUGGUCUCAUUCUUGAGGUCUUUGGCGGUGAUUGUG